UUUCCGCCCAAUUCUGACAGUACGAUCCAGCCAUAAGCGAUAAACCGGCACACGAAACUAUACUGUAUUCUAAAGCACUGGACAAGUUCCACAAAGUUUUGAAGUUGCACGUUUGAGGCCCUCCGGUUUACUUGUAUUUACCCACUGAUGUGACUGUUAACGGUUGUCAUAGAGAAUCCAUUUUUGAUCACAAAAUCAGUUAGCUCGGUGCAAGGAUAGGUCACGGUUGUUAUGAGGAGGCCAAGAAAAGCAAGUGUCUCCACGUCUGUUUUUCAUCCUCGCAUGAAUCAUGCGGCAGAAAUUUUAUUGCUUUGUAUUGUUACAUGCAUCAGACCUGAACGCUAACAGCUGUGCACUUUCAGAUGGAUCUGCUUCUGUCAUAGUGUUGAACACUCUAUUAUUAACUUUAAAAGAGGGUAUUUCGCAAGAUUCACUUUCGAGCUCGAGAUUUCCUCCCGGGAAGCUUUUGAGUGAACGUUGUUUCUAGCAGUAUAAUAUUCACCAAAUACAAAAUUUUGAUGCGAAGAACCAUUUCCGCCGCUGUGCUUCCAAGAUGGAACUCAUAUUCAUACAUCAGUUGACCCGUUUGCCUUUCCAUGGCCCCCUAUAACUCCUCUUGCUGAAAGCUCGAGCGAUAACGUGUGACUAAACAGCCUCAGAUUUUAACGAGUACAGGAGUCUGACAAACUAAUACGGAAGUCUCAAGGUAGCCCGUUUUGCGAAUAUUUAGAGAAGUGUUGAAUUCGUAAAUGCUACGGUUAUGGCUAAUGUGGACGCCCUAGCCAACGCGUCCGAGAGGAGAAAAAACGACAAUGACUUGAAGGUCGACAAAAACCAGACGACUAGCAAUGACAUUGCUGCUACGUACAUAAACCCCUGCACCCCUAACGACAAAGUGGGUCGAGAGCAUAAUGGCGAAGCAAAAAAAAUUCGAAGAAGUAUCAGCUUUUCUGACACUCCGACAAAGAUAAGCCCGAAGAAACAUCACGACGGAACCGUCACUGAAAAUACAGCACGACAAAUUGAUUUCGCUGAUUCUGGGCAGGAUGUUUCGAAUGAAAGCAACUCCACCGAAACAUUACGACAUCUUUCAAGGGACGAGGAUUCUACGCGACACGGAACUUGUUGUUUUUUGGCUCGGCGGCAAACGAUUGCCGAUCUGUACCCAGCAAUUAAGGUUUCUUCUCCGAAUGGAACUGAACGACGUACAAGCAGCGAGUCCAGCUUGGAAAUACGACUUCUGGAUAUUUUCGAACAGGAGUCGCUUUCGUACGAAAAGCGAAACAUCCGGGAGCAGUUUUCGUGUAAAUACAUACCAAAAGACACUGGUCUUUUAACACCAACGGCGUCGACUGAAACUCUCGUGGGACGACUAUGCGAGGCAAGCUGUGUCACACCCACCUUAACACCCCGCUCAACGCAAAAAACGUCGUCAUCGGUGAACGGGUCCAACCGAAAAAGACAAAUCAGCAUAAUCCCAAGAAUAAUCGCUACGUCGCCCGCGGUCCCGGUCGCAAAAGGGCCUGAAUUAGUUGUCAUUUUUCGCAAAAUGGGCACAGACCUUCCAAAACGAUUAGCCAAGAACGAAAGGGCUCUUAGUGCUAGGAAAAAUUCCCUUGGCGAAUUCGGUGUUUUGAAGCCUACCGUGCAAGAAAGCUUUGACGCAGGAUUUAUUCAAGCGUACAAGCUGAUCGCGCAAUGCAUUGACCAAGCUUCGCUUAUGCACCGCUCGAUCGAUGACGAUCAACAUGAGAAGCAUCUGACGGCCAGUUCUAUUAACGAAGUUCUCAAAAGUGACCACACGGGAGAGUUUAUUCAACAGAUACUGGAAAACGUUUUGACCCCCCUAAAGGAAAUACUUGAUGAUCCCGAAGCUGAUGGAGUUGAGUUAGCCUUAGACACGGUGGAAGCUGCCAUGAGUGAAGCUAGCAGGGGUACAUACGUUGAAGCAAGAGACGAACCUAACGACCCACUUUUCGAACGACGUGCUCGACCAAGCCUUUGGGAACUUGAACGGCAGUUUCGACGUGGUGCCAAAGACGCUUAUAACCAGAUUAUUGUAGAAGCAUUUAACGAUGAAGCAGAACUUGAUCUGAAAGAAUUGGUGGACAAUAUUUGCGAACUUGUCAGCAUCUAUCAGAUGGGAGUCAAAAGGCUGCUGGAGUCGAACGUAACCUGACAGAUCAAACUUUGAUCAAUUAAUAGCAUUACUUAGAAAUGGCGAUCUUCGGCAAACGCGACAGCUUCAACGUUUUUCCUUUACGCACACUUCCUGUCUUUGUUUCGCAGAAGUUAGAUCGGGUCAAAUUGUGUUAAUGAUAAGACCAAGACAAGAGAAAUGAACAAAGAGAGCAUCUGCAAUUAUUGUAUUAUAAGAUCGCAAGUGAGCACAAAACGGAUACUAAGUAACUUACGUCACUAAGAGAACAAUGAUUAGUAAUUUACACCCAAACAAAUGCUCAGUAGAAAGUACAAAGCCGGCCGGGUAUCGUCAAGCAGGACCUUCAUGACACACGCAGUAGGUCGACAGAAAAAUUCGAUAUUUACCGAAUUAGAUUGAAUAUACAUUUGUUUCUGGGCAUUAAAUAUCUUUAUUUAUCUUAGCUAUAUACUAUGUCAAACAUUUUCUAAUAUGAAUCUUAUUACUUUACCUAACAAACCAGCUCAAUUAUCCAAUUAAUCAUCACGAAUCUCAACAAGGAUAGCUAAGUGCUAAGUAAACCUAUGAUUCUUUGCCUGUUUUUCGCGUGUCCUUGACCAAGGACAACUUUUCGUUGAACAGUUCCUGAUUUUUGCUGUUACUGUUGAUUAUGAUAAUGAUGUUUUUUUGUUGUUCUCGUCCUAUUGAUUUACAUGGGUCCCGAGACCAUUUAAAGAGUCGAGCAUAAUUCUACUAAAUAACUUGGAUGAAAAACAGAACAGGAUAUAGCUAAAUGAAGCAAGAUCUGCUUUUAUAUAGCAAAUCGGAAAGAAUAUUUAAACUAAUUACAAAAGAUUUCAAUUAUACAUGUUUAUAAGACGACCUUUAUUAUCGAUACAGAUGGGUACAAUUCCGCUUUUAAUCAACAACCUACGUUUGUGUGAAUCGUACAUAUAACACGCUUGGUUACUACCACACACUCAGUAAAUAAAUGCUUUUCUAUUUCGAAAUUGACCGUACACCAUUGCAAUAGACACGGUUUCAAGUGGCAAUAGUUGGGCUUACGGACCCAAACUCUAAAAUUUGAUGAAUCUCUCCUCAAACGAACAGGUCCCAUUUGUUUUGUCUGACAAAUCGUUCCAAGUCAGGCAAAUAAUGUCAGUUUCAAUUUGUAGGGUUUAACUUUCUUUUGCGUGGGCUACGGUAAGUAUCGCUUUAUGCUAUUUUGUCUAAAACAACGCCCCAUUUUCGUGCAGCUUAGUUAAUCGGUUUCCUUUUUUUAUUGACGAAAUAAUUUGUUUUGGGGCUCCUAAGGUCAGCAAAAAAUUACCGUUUUAGGCGGGUAACACAGCCAUGAUGCCUUGACGUGAAGCUAUCUUUACUUUAAAUUAUUAUAAAAAUACAAAGUCCCUAAUCAAAAAAACUCAAAUAGGACACUAUGUACCUAAAAGCUUGCUCGUCCUAAAUAGAUCUACUAGUAUCGACUCUUUUUAGCGGUUUUCGAAAACAAAGGUAUAGCAAUGUAUCGUAUAGGGCCUUGAUUGAUAAGCAACAGUAUUAUGCCAGCAGAGCCACGUCUGAGCGCAAGAAAAAAACAAUUUACGUUCAGCGUUGUCGAAGUGUUUAGAGUUAUUAUCCAAAACAAAUGGCACAGAAUUUCCUUAUAGGCUUCUGUUGCGCUCAAGUUGGCGGCCGCUGACAGAGGUGAACGCUUGACGCUAACGUCGGGAUAGCAAUUCUCGUUCUUUUUUCCUAGUUUUGACAAAGGACUCAGGAUAACUACUUCGCUUAGGAAACUUAACGCUGCCUUAAAAAUCUAUGUUUUCGAUUCUUCAAAGUCAAAUCAGCUUUCACAUUCACAAUAGCUAAUACUUGCAGAUUCAGUUUAUAUUUACUAUUUUAAAUCCGUAAUAAGAAAAGAAGGAAGGCCAUAGUUUUCCCUUUUGUUUCUCCUGUUGGCUGACAAGAGGUGUUCAUAGGUAUGAUUGAACAGGAAACAAGUUAUAUUGGACAUUCGUUACGCCAUCAUUGACAAUAAACGUAGUAAGCGUAUUUAGUUAGUUUAUGCUUGAUGAAAUUCGUCAGCUGUGAUUGUCUGAUUUUACUGGCGUUGGACGGUGCCCAUCUUAAACGACCGUCGCCAUACUCCUAUUCAAACUAAAUAUCAAAGAGGGCGCUUGUGCCACUCAGGAUCCAAAUGGUGUCCUAAGCGAAUCCUUGACCGACGCAAAAAUCUUUUAUGCUGUAAAAAAUUUGUCCCGACAAUCUAAUUAAUGUGCAUAUGUUAGGUAUGGAAUAAUACGAUGAUCUGAGUGCCAUAGUAUGCGCUGCAGAUACA
Messenger RNA from Varroa destructor (honeybee mite), 4478 nucleotides. RefSeq lists its product as uncharacterized. Lineage: Eukaryota; Metazoa; Arthropoda; Arachnida; Mesostigmata; Varroidae. The record is from RefSeq and is a predicted model, not a curated record.